This is a messenger RNA of Aspergillus lentulus, 1548 nucleotides long. RefSeq names its product drug resistance protein YOR378W. Gene Ontology annotation, cellular component: membrane. Gene Ontology annotation, molecular function: transmembrane transporter activity. Gene Ontology annotation, biological process: transmembrane transport. The record is from RefSeq and is a predicted model, not a curated record. Lineage: Eukaryota; Fungi; Ascomycota; Eurotiomycetes; Eurotiales; Aspergillaceae.
AUGCCACGCAACGAUGCCAUUGACGAUGCGGUACACGGGGUUGACGGAGAGCACGACGGUUCGUCCACACUAACAGGGUCCCAUGAGGACCUGGACGUCAAACGUCCUCAGUCACUAUCUGGCGAGAUUGCGUUCAUCGUCGUGGUCUGCAUGGCCCAACUUGUGAGUCAAGCUGGUCUUGGCCAAGUGAUAUCAAUUCUCCCUGUUCUUGGGGAAUCAUUUGGUAUCGGCAACAACAUGAGUCAACUUUCGUGGUUUCCGGCAGCCUACUCUCUGACGGUGGGAACAUUCAUCCUAGGUGCUGGUCGCUUGGGCGAUUUGUACGGCCAUAAACUCCUCUUCACUGCUGGAUUCUUCUGGCUUGCGAUCUGGACACUGAUUGCCGCAUUCGCGGAAUCCAGUGGGCCUGUCUUUUUUUGUUGCUGUCGGGCUCUUCAGGGCAUUGGCCCUGCCUUUCUACUUCCCAAUGGAAUGGCUAUUUUGGCGAGAUCAUAUGAGCCAGGGAUGCGCAAGGAAAUGGUAUUCAGCGCCUUCGGGUCUACGGCACCCAGUGGAUUCAUCUUUGGAAGUCUGAUUUCCGCUCUCGCUGCCAAAUAUCGAUCGUGGCCUUGGGGAUUCUGGUUUAUGGCCAUUUUGGAAGCGGUCUGCGGUAUUGUUGCCAUAUUCUUGGUUCCACGCACCCCAACACCGCGAAAGCAAACAACGCACAGUCUAUGGGCGAGAAUGGAUAUCGCUGGAUGCGUCACAGGGAUUAGUGGCCUCGUCCUUUUCAACAUUGCCUUGAACGUGGCCCCCGGAGCGCAAUGGCAGGGCCCAUACAUCUAUAUCCUCCUGAUCGCUUCGUUGGUGUUCUUCGGUCUAUUUGGAUACAUUGAGCGAAAGGCGGCUUUCCCCUUGAUUCCAUUUUCAGCCAUCACACCAGACAUUAGCUUCGUUCUGGCCACCUUGGCAUGUGGAUGGGCUGCCUUUGGAGUCUGGGUAUUCUAUGGCUGGGAGUUUGUUCAGAACUUUCGAGGCAUCUCACCUCUAUUUGGUUGUCUGCAGUUUUCACCUGCAGCCAUCAGCGGGUUUGUUGCUUCCUUCACAACAGGGUUAAUCCUUCAAAAACUGCCUGCCAGUGUGGUCAUGAUGAUCUCUGCAGCGGCCUUUUGCACAGCCGACAUUCUCUAUGCCACCAUGCCUAUCAAACAGAGCUACUGGGCGCAGCUGUUUGUGUCGAUAAUAGUGAUGCCUUGGGGCAUGGAAAUGUCUUUUCCAGCUUCCAAUAUUCUACUUUCAAACGCGAUGCCUCAAGAACAUCAAGGAGUCUCAGCCAGCUUGGUUGCAACCAUUAUGAAUUAUGCGAUCUCUUUGGGUCUCGGAUUUGGUGCAAUAGUCGAGACUGAUCUCAACAAGAACGGAACAGAUCUCUUGAGGGGCUAUCGAGGAGCCUGGUACUUAGGUGUCGGGCUUGCUGCGUCUGGCAUCAUCCUCACGAUGUUUUUUGCUCUUCAUGAGCACAGGAAGUCUAUUCCAACGAAGAAAAAUGCGGCUUCGGAGGAGGAGUAG